CUGCAGGUGCGGCCAUGGAGGCACUGUGGAGCUUGGUGGGGCCGGGAAGGAGCAGCACCUUACAGCACACUGGUGCCAUCUGACGAAGUAACUAUUAAUUACAGACAUGGUCUUCCCGUGAUAACUCUUACGCUGCCCACAAGAAACGAACGCUGUCGGUUCACUGUUAAGCCAACGGUUACCACUGUAGGGGCAUUCCUACAGGAUGUGCAGAGAGAAGAUAAAGGAAUUGAGAGAGCAGAAGUCUUUGCAACAGAUGGUAGCAAGGUCUCUGAUGCCACCUUGAUGGAGGUCUUAUUGAUGAAUGACUUUAAACUUGCAAUCAACAACACAGCAUACAGUGUGUCACCUCCUGUAAAAGAUAAGCUGAGUAGUGAGCAUGCUACUGAAAUGGAAGAUAUCAAAUCCUUGGUUCACAGACUGUUUGUGGCUCUACAUUUAGAAGAUCACCAGAUCAAGAAAGAGAGAGAAUUGCUGCAGAAAGUGGACCAUCUGAAAGAAGAGCUGCUGCCUCUUGAACAGAUGAAAGCCAGAAUCAUGGAGAGUGCAGAUGCAAAGACCUCCAGGCUGCUAUGGGUUGGCUUAGCUCUGAUGUCAACACAAGGGGGAGCGCUGGCCUGGCUCACUUGGUGGGUCUAUUCAUGGGACAUCAUGGAGCCAGUCACAUACUUCAUCACUUAUGGGAGUGCCAUGGCUUUCUAUGCCUACUUUGUUCUUACUAAACAGGACUACAUUUACCCUGACGCUAAAGACAGGCAGUUCCUCCACUACUUCUAUCGGAAAUCCAAAAACCAGCAUUUUAAUGUGGAACGAUACAACAAGCUCAAAGAAGACCUAGCAGAGGCGGAAGAAUCCCUGAGGCGUCUGCGCCAACCUCUGCACCUGAGGCUUCCUAUCCAGGAAAUCAGUGACAAGGACUGACUUUGGUUUUGUAUAUAUUAGAAUUGCCCUUUCAAAGCUGAUCUGAACAUUUAGUUACUCAACAGAAACUGGUUAUUUUUGACCACUGUAGUUUUGAAAGUUGCAAUAAAUAUCUAUAAAAAUGAU
Charadrius vociferus (killdeer) is the source of this 1047-nucleotide messenger RNA. It is a transcript of the gene MCUB, whose product is annotated as coiled-coil domain containing 109B. The record is from RefSeq and is a predicted model, not a curated record. The transcript has 7 exons. Lineage: Eukaryota; Metazoa; Chordata; Aves; Charadriiformes; Charadriidae. Bases 286 to 921 code for a protein of 211 amino acids. Gene Ontology annotation, cellular component: uniplex complex; mitochondrial inner membrane. Gene Ontology annotation, molecular function: calcium channel inhibitor activity. Gene Ontology annotation, biological process: mitochondrial calcium ion homeostasis; calcium import into the mitochondrion.